GUCUUUUCCCUUCCACGCGACCAUCGCCGUUCGACGUUUAAAUAAAUGGCCACCGUUGGAGCUUCUGACCAAACAGAAAACGAAAUGGUACGAAACGAGCAACACCGUGUUCACGACGGCUCCAGGGAGCACCAUGGUACAGGGGAGACCUUUCUUUUUACUUCCGAGUCCGUAGGCGAGGGACAUCCUGAUAAGCUAUGCGACCAGAUAAGUGAUGCUAUCCUAGAUGCUCAUUUGAAAGAUGAUCCUUAUUCAAAAGUGGCCUGCGAAACCGUGACCAAGAGUGGGAAGGUUCUAGUUUGUGGCGAAAUAACAUCUACUGUCAAAGUAGACUACGAAGAAGUUGUGAGGAGAGUAAUACAGCACAUCGGAUACGACGAUGUGGAGAAAGGUAUCGAUUACAAAACGUGUGAAAUCGAGGUGGCCAUCGACAAACAGAACGUUGAGAUCGCAAAUGGAGUACACAUAGACAAACACGAAGAAGAGAUAGGGGCUGGAGAUCAGGGUCUGAUGUUUGGCUACGCCAGUGACGAAACAGAGGAGUGCAUGCCGUUGACCGUCAUGCUUGCCCACAAACUCAAUGCCAGACUCGCCGAGCUGCGAAGGAACGGAACAUUCUGGUGGGCAGGACCCGAUUCUAAAACUCAGGUAACAUGUGAGUACAUUUUCGAUCAUGGCGCUGCCGUUCCUCAACGAGUACAUACAGUCGUCGUAUCUUCCCAGCACACAGAUGACAUCACACUAGACAAGUUGCGCCAAGAAAUCAUGAACAAAGUCAUCUUGGAGGUCAUUCCCAAGUGUUAUAUUGAUGACCAGACUAUUUAUUAUAUCAAUCCGUGCGGCAGGUUCGUCACGGGUGGACCAAAAGGAGAUGCUGGACUGACAGGCCGUAAAAUUAUCGUUGAUACAUACGGUGGAUGGGGUGCUCAUGGAGGAGGUGCCUUUUCUGGAAAAGAUCCUACCAAAGUCGACAGGUCUGCAGCAUAUGCAGCUCGGUGGGUGGCCAAAUCUUUGGUUGCUGCAGGUCUGUGUAGGCGGUGCCUAGUCCAACUAUCAUACGCUAUAGGAAUUCCAGAGCCUUUAUCAAUUGCCAUAUUUUCAUAUGGAACUUCAGAAAAAAGUAGCCAAGAGUUACUACAAAUUGUAAAGGACAAUUUUGACCUCAGGCCUGGUAAAAUCAUUAGGGACCUGAAACUGAAAACACCAUUUUACCAGAAGACUUGUGUCUAUGGGCAUUUUGGAAGACCUGAAUUUCCAUGGGAAACUCCAAAGACUUUGAACUACUGAUCCUAGUCAAAAUAAAGUUUAUGCAAAAGAAAACUUGCAGAUGUUAUAAUAUACAGGAAGAUCAGUUUUUAAGUUUCAUUUGUAUUAAAGGAUUGAUUUGUAUCCUUUGAUACAGAUUAAUUUAAAGCAUAUUUUGUAAUACCUUUAUUUAAAACUAUAAUUAAGCCAUAAAAUGACAAAAAUAAUAAGAAUUUUAAAUAAUAGCAAUCAGCAACUCUUUUGCAUAAACAUGAUUUUAAUUUUUAACUCAUUACCAUGCAAAAUAUAUCAUUCAAGCCUAUGUUUAAGCAGGCUUGCAUAAUUUUUACUCAUAAUGUAAUGUACUGUCAGUUUUGUCUGUCUAUGUUUUAUGUGUUUAGUGUAAGAAAUAAACACUUCUUUAUAACAAAA
Messenger RNA from Stegodyphus dumicola, 1677 nucleotides. RefSeq names its product S-adenosylmethionine synthase-like. Gene Ontology annotation, biological process: S-adenosylmethionine biosynthetic process. Gene Ontology annotation, molecular function: methionine adenosyltransferase activity; ATP binding. The record is from RefSeq and is a predicted model, not a curated record. Lineage: Eukaryota; Metazoa; Arthropoda; Arachnida; Araneae; Eresidae.